AUGAGCAACAACCGAGGAAAGAAGAAUCCCACAACAGCAAAAAAUGAAGAAGAAGACCCAGUGGUUCAACUUCUUCAAUCAGCACAAGACGAGUUACUUCUGAAACUCUCUGUUGAUUCUCACAUGUCUCGUGUCUCUCCUGAUUAUCUCCUCCCUGAUCUUGACCGUCGAUUCCAAGCCCUCAGAUCCAGACCCACCUCCACCACCAUUCAAUCAUCAGCGCAACCGCCACCAGCCAUGAUCUCCAAAUCGCAAGCGUCUAAAUCUCAAGAAGAUGAUGCUGACCCUGAUGAUCUGUUUGCUAGAUUUGCUGCUCUCAAAGCUUCUGAUAACACAAACAGCAGUACUGUUUUGGGUUCUAGUGGAUUUGAUCAAGGAGAUGAUGAAGAAGAAGAUGAGGUUGAGAAGAUUAUUAAGUGGGCCAAGGACUCUGCUCGUCUCGACCCUUCUCCACCGUCUGAUGAGGAAGAAGACGAUCAUGAUGAUAGUGACGACGAAGACGACGAAGACGACGGAAAAGUGGGUAAUCGGAAAUAG
This is a messenger RNA of Dovyalis caffra, 537 nucleotides long. The record is from the annotation of a GenBank genome assembly. Lineage: Eukaryota; Viridiplantae; Streptophyta; Magnoliopsida; Malpighiales; Salicaceae.